AUGCAUGUUCUAGCUUCGGGUUGCGUCGUGGGCACUAGACCUACUAGGACAUUGUUAGUGAGUUCAGCUGAUUUUAUGAAAAGCACUAAGUGCCGACGGAAGCUUCACAGGCUCUCCGUGUCGGCUCUCUACGCUCUGCAACAGCAGCAGCCUCCUACAGACAGCUCACCGCGAACAGCCAGCGCCACCGCCGUGCGUCCUUUCCUUGAAGCACCAGGGCACAAGAAUCUGUGGGGUAUUCGGAGUAGCUGCCCCCACGGGGAGCGUUUGCGUGGAAUUCGGGGGUUUGCGACAAAGCGGUUGAGACUGGAUGAAUACGAUUCUUACGAAAUGACUAUCGACCCCCAAAAGGUCCCCAGUGGCUUUUGUAGAGUGCCUAUACAUAUGCAAUCAGCGGGUGAACUGAAAGACACCAUAAUACUGGCCGGGCGCAUUCGCCUGCGCAAUCCUAACUUUUGGCUGCGCUGCAGUUCUGCUGUAAGGGAUAUGUCUGAAGGUUUCCGUGCGAGAGAGAUUGUCGCGAUUCUGAACGCCUAUGCUAAGGCACGAUACAGGGACGCCUCCUUAUUUAGUCGUCUGGGGAAGCUUCUCGCCUUGCAGGCGCACGACUGCCGAGCGUCAGACCUGGCGGUCGCUCUGCAGUCCUUCGCGCGCCUCAACAUUUCCAACAGUUCUCUCUUUGACAUUUUGGCUGUGCAGUGUAUUCGAAAGAUCGACGAACUUGGUGCUCGGGGGAUCGCAACUGUAGCUGCUGCCUACGGGGGAGUUAAUCACCCCCACCCUCUGCUCUUUGGGGAGCUGGCGCAGCAGGUGGAGGCACAGGCUGAGACUUUUUGUAGCAUAGACAUCAUCCAAACGCUUUGGGCGUGCGCACGUGUCUCGUACAGGCACUCGAAGAUGCUACACCGCUGUGCAGACCAGAUCCUGCAUCAACUCGCCACGUGCACUGUCACAGAAGCGCUAACAGCGGCAGAGGCGUUCGCUGAUCUCAGCUUUUUCAGAGCGGACUUGGUGGGGUCUCUCUCUACCUUUUUUAAGUACAGAAUACGCAGCGUUCCUGUGCGUAGUCUUCCUUUGCUUGUGCGCACCUUCACUUCUUUCGAUCGGCUCGCAAACCCGUUCGCCGACUCUGCCCAGGGGUUGCCGCGAAAGAUGCAAGAAGGUAACGCAGAGCCACCAACAAACAAUGCCGCUCUCUACAGAGCAGCGCUUCCUGCCAUUGCUCGAGCAGCCAUAUGUUUUUCUUUGACAGAGUUGUCAGCGGUGGACUCGGCACUUCGUUCGGUGGGCCUAAGCCAUGACCCCUUGGCACGCGCGUUGCGGCAGGAGCUGAAGCAGCGGGGCCCUCACUUGACACCCCUGAAAUGCGCAGAAAUCCUGCACGAGGUGGCGUCUCGAGGGGGAGAUGGGAGCGACGCGGCCGCUGUUGUCGCCGUGCGGACCUUGCUGGCCUCGCCGUCCGCACUGGGGUCUCUUCCUGGAACGACAGUUGUACAGGUGCUGAAGGACCUGAAGGAUUUGCAUUGCCUUGGCGCCCUCGCUAUCGCUGCGUCUUUCAUAUAUGGGGACAGCUCUCCUAGCCAGGAGGAGACGCUGUUGGGAGGCGCAGAGCUGCUCGUGGUGCAGCGCGUCUUGCUGCAGUGCUUCUCUUCUGCGGAGUUGUUCAUCGAUGGAUACCUGGAGGGUUGCCUAUCACAAGGCCUGCGUUGGCCUGAGGGCACAAUAGCUUCGGAUUUGGAAACAGCGUCCUGCCGUGGACACUCUUGCAGAAACCAUCAUGGAAGUGACGCUCUAUUAGAAAAGGCACGGAUUCUGUAUGCUUCAAUAUCCGCACCUGCAGACGCCGUAGGAGCCAACUCUCUGAUACUGGCAAUCCACGCGGACCCCGAAUUGUUGCCAGCCCUUCUGUUGGAGCUGGCGCAGAUGCAGAAGGAACGAGCGGCUGCAGAGGAGGCAGAUGAUUCUGCCGCUACUUACUCUGCAGCCGCACCGGCAGACCCGCGUCUUCCCCCAGUCUUAUCAUCUGCGCAGCUAUCUCGUCGUUUCUGUCUUGUAGCUCGCUACCUCAUGGAGUCGCCAGCACCUGGGGCUGCAGCGCACGACGUGCAGCCAGUUCCCUCAUCUUCCCGGCUUGAGGCUCCCCAUGAGGGGCUUCUAUACGGACGUCUCUCCUUUGCCGCAACGGGUAACGCAGCAAAGGCUUUGCUCAGCCACCCACAGCCUGAAGUGGCGCAGCGCUACAUUAAGCAACUCUGUGACCUUGCCUGCUCAAGGCUGCAGAUGCCUGAGAUCCCGGCAGAAGCAGGCGAUUCUGGGACAGCUCGUAGCGUUGAUCUCGAGCGGCAAGUAGCGAAGUCUCUUUCGCGGCUGUUGCAGUCCCUAGUGGCCCUUGGCGCAGAUGUCCCACAAGCGCUGUUGCAACAGCUAACGCCCAGAGUGCGGUGGCUAGAGGGACGGGACGUCUUGGUUGUCCUUCGGCUCCUUCCCACGUCAGCUGAAGCAUCCAUGCGUCAACAUAUCGCCUGCGCCGUGGAUCUGCGUUUCCGGGAACUGAAGAGCUGGAGGAUGUUGAGCGAGCUGCGAAACCUCUGCACUAAUCUGAAGCUAGGUGUGGACGAUGACGUUGCCGAGCUUGAAAUAGAUGUCUCGCGGUACCAGGCGACAGACGACGGCGAGGUACAUAUUCCUUUAGGCAGCAGAAGCGCAGGCGUGUAG
This is a messenger RNA of Eimeria acervulina, 2715 nucleotides long. RefSeq lists its product as hypothetical. Lineage: Eukaryota; Apicomplexa; Conoidasida; Eucoccidiorida; Eimeriidae. The record is from RefSeq and is a predicted model, not a curated record. The transcript is spliced from 7 exons. The coding region runs from base 1 to 2715 and encodes 904 amino acids.